This is a messenger RNA of Notodromas monacha, 3764 nucleotides long. The record is from the annotation of a GenBank genome assembly. Lineage: Eukaryota; Metazoa; Arthropoda; Ostracoda; Podocopida; Cyprididae.
UCGGGUCACCUUGUCUAAAACUGUGCCGUUCGCUGACAGAAAAUUCCGAAAACUUCUUGAAGUGUGCUAGUUCCGUGAAGAGUAUGAUUGAAUUACUUGAUGUCCUUGAAUGCGUGGAGCGUUCAUCGGUUCUGUAUCUCUCAAGGCGGACGUAUCCUUCGAAUACGCUCCGGAAUGCACAGUUUUCCCGGUGUUCACCUACCGUCACGUCUAAAGAAUGCAACGCGAAGCGAUUUUUACAAACAUGAUCAACCUGGGUUGCAUGGUUGUGUUCGAAAUUGGCUGUGGUCUGAAGAUCGCUCGGAGGAGAAUCUACGCUUUGUCUAGGGCACAUGAAUUCGCCUCUUCAGCCCAGAAGUUGCCAAAUGGCUAGAAAAAACGGUGGGCAUUUCAGAACAGUGCGCCGAGAACAGAGCCCAUUCGUGUGGAUCGAGAAAUCAAAUGACUGAUUUUUCUCCUCGAGAUUGAAACAAAAUCUCAAGUUCGGUGAAGAUUACAGCUCCGACUGUGCGUAUGUGGAGCUGGGUGUCCAAAACGUUGCUAGAUCCUCGUACAGUGUUCGAAAGAGACGUUGCCAGUGAGACCUGCCCGAUCACUCAAAGCCUAAAUUUCUUUUCGCUUAUUCUCCAAUGAGUCUGCAUUUCUGUGUGUUUCAUGCAUGCAGUUAGAAUACCUUUUUCCAGUAUCUAACAACUGAAUUCCUAUAUUCGUGUUUGAAACCUUCUGUGUUCGGUGUGAUUCUCACAUUUUUCAUCUUUUUUCGUCUUACAUUUGUCCAUGUUCCAUUAUAGUUGUAUUGCAAUUUCAAUUGAAAUCGUAUUUUGCUUCGAAAUGCCGUGUAUAUAAACUUAGCCGCAUGUGGUGUGCGUCACUAUUGAAGAAUUUGGUGCUCCUUAAAUUUUUUUUCUCCUCUUUUGAUUUUUUUUAUAUUUGAGGUGCCAGAAAUGUGCUGAAAGACCAUAAAGUCCUGAUCAUGGAAUAUCUCCAUGAAUUUCGUGAUAUCCCGAAGCAGUUUUGUGAGUUUUUCUCGGCUUUGCAUCUUCCAGUCUUGUUGGGUUCGGCUUUUCCAUUUUUUUUUAAGCCUGCUGAAUUGCCUGCGAAGUGAACCCCAAAGUCGGAGUUGAUGUGCCGAGGUAGUUAUUAGUGUGCGGAAGUUUACUAAAAGAUUGUCUGACUUGAAACAAGUCUGAAAGUCAGCAUACGGAAGGUACAGGAUUUCUAAAUGGUGAGCUGGUUUGCAUGUUGCUUUUGGGUGUUCUUAGUUCAAUGGAUUGAUGUUGCACUUGGUAAACAUCAUUAGUAGAACACAUUCAGUUUUAGGUCCAUUUUUCAGUUUUGUGGUUUGUAUGUCUCCAUGUUCUUCAUAAUCUUCACGAACUGAUCAUUAUUCGUCGUUCGCUUGUUCAAGUUUUUCCUCAAACAUUUAUUCGACGAAUCACUGAUGUUUUUUCUCCCCAACGUUUAUGCAGCUAUAUGCAUUUAAUUUUUCCCUGCUUUGCUAACAUUUUCCUCCUCGUUCAUGUGAUAUAUCACACCUCGGAGUCACGUUCAAUCGUGAAAUCUGCGGAUUUUCGUGCAUUAGAAGAAUUUUCUGGGUUACGUGUGCUUGACAUCCGAAUUAUUUCAUGACUAGCGGACUGUAUACAAUUUGGGGUUUUUGGGUAUUCGUGAUGUACGUGGUGUUGGGGGCUUAAAUCGUUUAACCUUUCUAGAACAUGUUGGUAUUAUUUUGCCGAAAGCUUCUCAGAAGAGGAGCACGGUUAUGGAGAACACAGCGUGGGAUUGAUGCAUUUUAUACAGUACUUCGGUAUUUCGUUGCUCGGGAUGUCCAGUGAUUUGAUUCAGAAAACUCGUAAUUUUUCUUCAUAGUGAAACUGGCAUUUUCUGAUGGUACAUUUCCGACGUACGGAUUAUUUUCUUACGUAAGAAAGAUUCAGGAAUGAAGGAACUACGGAAUGCGUAUGAAUUGUCAUGUCAACGAGUUUUAGGAGUAUUUUACGAUACUUGAACAAUUGCGCUGUGGUAUACUGAAUUUUUUUUAAUGCAGUAAAGUACCGUGGAUAGAAGGGGGAAAAAGGGUGCAGUAUUUUCAACUUUUUUGAAAAUAUCUAGCGAGCUGUAAAUCAUUGAUGAGAAUUCAGUCAGGGUCGAACAUUGUCGGGGUUUCGAGAUAUUCGGCGACGUAAAUUGUAAGAGGUCGUGGAGGUGAGAAAAUAAUGUUUGAGCGUUCCUUUUAUCUCAUGUUCCUGCUUUGUGUUCGAAUUACAGAAGUUCAGAUACAACAUCAACCUGGCUCCAUGAAUUUACAGUGUACAAACGGAUUACUUGCUUCAGUCGGAUCUUGACGAACUUGCGAAAGAGUGUUUCGGUUUUCUCAGCACGUUUACAAAAAAAUGCCAGGGUUAGAGGGUACCCUGUGGUUAUCUGCAGUCGAACUUCAAGGGAUCAGCAGAAAAAGUUGAGUUAAGAGAGGUUUCUAUGUGUAGGUACAAGAAUUUUUAUUUGGGGGAAAAGAGAGAAUUACAGGAAAUUGAAUUUGGGGAUAUUCUGACAGGAUGCGGAACUUUAAGGGAAGGGUCCAUCCGUCAAUCAGUCUUUCGCCUUCUUACAAAAUGCAAAGCGACAUUUUUAUUGAUUUUUUUCUUGCUGUGGCAAUAAAAUAAUAGCCGAAAGCCUUCCAGAAAAAGUUUGAGUUCCAGAGGUUUGAGGGGGAAUCCUGCAAGUGUGGGAAUCUGGACAAGGAUUUGAGAAAAUGUACGUAGUACAAUACGGAGGUAUUUGACGAGAGAUGUGCGAUUUAUCGAGGUUCAAUCGUGUGAAAUCAAGUGUUCGGCGUGAGUGAAAACUCGGUGUGUCUCAGGUAGCUCCUUACCAUCCACAGGUAGUGAUUUUUUUUUUAGGUUGAAUUGUUCAUGAUGGUCCGGUGUUGUGGUGGGAUGGCGGUGCUUGUGUCCCAGGAGCUGCUGUCACUUGUGAUGACGCGUGGCAUUUGCUGUCGGGGUUAUUCUAGUGUGGCAGGGAAUCACAGGCAGAGUCACGAAGAUCGACGUCGGGUGAUCUCUGUCACUUCUUACUACAACCAGGCUGCGAUUGAUUCAUAUGCUGCAAAGCCCUCAGUGAGACUAACUCCGGAAACUAUUUUGUACUCGGGAGAAUACCCUGAUAGAAGCCAUCUUUUGAGAAGUGCUCAGUAUUUGCAGAAAGAGCUUCCGGUGAGAAUCGCUCACAGAAUUGCCGGUUUCAGAGCAUUGCCAUUUAUUGUUGGCUGCAACCCUACUAUUUUGUCCGUGCAUGAGCUUUACAUCAGAGCUUUCCAUAUCCUUUGUGAGUACCCAGCUAUCAAGACCAUGGAUGACGAGCAGCAGUUUUCAGAAGUGUUGAAAAGCCUGUUGGACGAUCACAAAGACGUGGUCACGCAACUUGCCAGCGGAUUCCGAGAAUGUCAGAAGCACAUUCCUAGUCAAGACUUGGUGAGAGUUUUCUUGGACAGAACCCUGACCUCGCGUCUGGGAAUCCGGAUGCUAGCAAUGCAUCAUUUGGCUCUUCGUGACGAGAAACGAGUUCAAGACCACAUUGGAAUCAUCAACACAGCUAUGCGACCGCAGAGUCUGAUUGUCAAGUGGUGCGAGUUUGUUCAGCGAAUGUGUCAGCACAAGUAUACCAAAAAGCCGACUUUCAAGAUUGUGGGGAACGUGAAUGCCGUUUUCCCGUAUAUACCCAUACCGUUGGAUUAUAUCCUGCCUGAACUGCUCAAGAAUGCUGCA